Molecule: messenger RNA, 889 nt
Organism: Leptinotarsa decemlineata (Colorado potato beetle)
Lineage: Eukaryota; Metazoa; Arthropoda; Insecta; Coleoptera; Chrysomelidae
Gene: Taf13
Product: TATA-box binding protein associated factor 13
Biological process (GO): transcription by RNA polymerase II
Cellular component (GO): transcription factor TFIID complex
Molecular function (GO): protein heterodimerization activity
Source: RefSeq, a predicted model, not a curated record
GAAAUACGAAAGGGAAGAAGAAGAAAGGAAAUAAAGGGUUAUGUUAGUAGCUUUCUCACAGAUGGUCUGUGGGGUAUAUGGUCUGUGAGCUUUUUCUUGUCUAAGAGAUUUUCAUUGUGGUUAUGUUGUUAUUUUCAUUCGACUUUACGCAAGAAUAUUAAGGUACCCAAUUUGUUUAUUAUAAUACACUAUUUUCAGUAUGGCAUCUCAAGAAGAAUCAUACGAACAGUUUGAAGAAGAUGAUGCUGCAGAUACUGCACUUGUCCUCUGUAGCUCGGGGCGAAAAAGACUAUUCAGCAAGGAACUAAGAUGUAUGAUGUAUGGAUUUGGAGAUGACCAAAAUCCCUAUACUGAAAGUGUAGAUAUUAUAGAGGAUUUGGUUAUUGAAUUUAUAACUGAGAUGACCCACAAGGCCAUGGAAAUAGGCAGAACAGGAAGAGUACAAGUGGAAGACAUUGUGUUUUUGGUUCGAAAAGAUCCUCGUAAAUAUGCUAGAGUAAAAGAUUUAUUGACUAUGAAUGAAGAAUUGAAAAGGGCUAGAAAAGCUUUUGAUGAAAUUAAAUUUGCAGGUAAAGAUGCCUUAGUGGGAUAAUUUAUUUUUUCAUGAAAAUUAAAAGUUUCCUUUUCAAAUAAAUAGAAGAAUCCUAAUUUUAUGACUUCUAUAUAUGACACAGGUGAUAGAUUUCACGUUAGAGCUGGAUAUUUUUUCAAUUGUGUGUAUUGGAAAGUCAUCAAGGUAGAAUGUGAAGUAUAAGGCUUGUAGAAUACAAACAUAUUCAGGCAUUUUUUUAAAUUUCAGUAUUAUUCAUUCUAUGAAUGAAACACUGAUGUAGACAAAAUAUGAACGUUUGUAAUCUAGAUAGAUUGAAAUACAAUUUUUUUAUAAAAU